This is a messenger RNA of Humulus lupulus (European hop), 1975 nucleotides long. Its product is annotated as pectinesterase-like. The record is from RefSeq and is a predicted model, not a curated record. The transcript has 2 exons. Gene Ontology annotation, molecular function: pectinesterase inhibitor activity; pectinesterase activity. Bases 66 to 1826 code for a protein of 586 amino acids. NCBI's taxonomy places the organism in Eukaryota, Viridiplantae, Streptophyta, Magnoliopsida, Rosales, Cannabaceae. Gene Ontology annotation, biological process: cell wall modification.
ACUCUACUCUGUAUUCUUAAAACCCUCUCUUUUUCUUUUCUUUUUUUUUUAAAAAUAAAAUAAAAAUGGCCCAAGCUACAGAAUUUUUGGGAGGAAAGCCAGAAAGCAAAAAACGCAAGAAAGUCAUUCUAGCUCUUUUUGCUACACUUGUCGUAGUCGCCGCCGUAAUCGGCAUUGUCGCCGGAGUGAAUUCCCGAAAGGCCUCUGAUAAUGGCGACCUCAUUAGCGACCCAACAACUCACGCCGUACUAAAAAGCUCGUGUAGCAUAACUAGGUUUCCAGACCUCUGCUACUCCGCCAUAGCCUCAGCUACCGGUGCCUCCAAAAAGGUCUCGAGCCAAAAGGAUGUGAUCAAAACCUCUGUAAACCUGACGAUCACCGCCGUCGAACAUAGCUACUUCACCGUCAAGAAGCUUUACAAGACCCGUAAAGGGUUGACCAAGAGAGAGAAAGCGGCUCUCCAUGAUUGCUUAGAGAACAUUGACGAAACCCUCGACGAGCUCCACGAGGUUCAAGAGGAUCUCGAGGAUUACCCGAACAAGAAGUCCUUGACCCAACACGCGGACGACCUCAAGACUCUCCUCAGCUCCGCCAUGACCAACCAGGAGACUUGCCUGGACGGAUUCUCACACGACAAAGCUGAUCAGCUCGUGCGGAAGGAGUUGGUCAAAGGGGAGGUCCACAUAGAGCAAAUGUGCAGUAACGUACUUGCCAUGAUCAAGAACAUGACCGACACCGACAUCGCCACUGAGGAAAGGAAAAUUACUGGAGCUGGUACACUAAACCGUAAGCUCCUAGAAGAUUUGACUGCAGUUGACGAACAUGGGUGGCCGGAGUGGCUUUCGGCGGCGGACAGGCGGCUGUUGCAGUCGUCCAGUGUUACCCCAAACGUCGUCGUCGCAGCCGACGGUAGCGGGGACUUUCAGACGAUAUCGGAGGCGGUGAAGGCAGCGCCGGACAACAGUAAGACAAGAUACGUCAUCAGGAUCAAGGCGGGUGUGUAUAAGGAGAAUGUGGAUGUGUCUAAGAAGAAGAAGAACAUUAUGUUUCUGGGGGAUGGACGGGAAAACACCAUUAUCACGGCGAGUAAGAAUGUGGUUGAUGGGAGCACAACCUUCCAUUCCGCCACGGUUGCUGCGGUUGGUUCAGGAUUCCUAGCAAGAGACAUAACCUUCCAAAACACAGCGGGUCCCUCAAAGCACCAAGCCGUAGCCCUCCGGGUCGGGUCAGACCUGUCCGCAUUCUACAAGUGCGAUAUGCUUGCAUAUCAAGACACUCUCUACGUCCACUCCAACCGCCAGUUCUACAUCAACUGCCUCGUCGCCGGCACCGUCGACUUCAUCUUCGGCAACGCCGGUGCGGUGUUCCAAGACUGUGACAUCCACGCCCGGCGUCCUAACUCUGGCCAGAAGAACAUGGUCACAGCCCAGGGUCGGACUGACCCGAACCAGAACACGGGGAUCGUGAUCCAGAAAUGCCGGAUCGGAUCCACAUCCGACUUGACCUCCGUCAAGAAGAGCUUCCCGACGUACUUGGGUAGGCCUUGGAAGGAGUACUCUAGGACUGUUAUCAUGCAAUCGGACAUAACUGACGUCAUCGUCCCAGCGGGAUGGCACGAGUGGAGUGGAAGCUUUGCUUUGGAUACUUUGGUUUACAGGGAGUACCAGAAUACCGGGGCCGGGUCGGAUACCUCCAACAGGGUGACGUGGGAGGGGUUCAAGGUGAUUACUAGUGCCAGCGAGGCACAGGAGUACACAGCUGGCAAUUUCAUUGGCGGAGGGAGCUGGUUGAGAGAUACGGACUUCCCAUUCUCUCUUGGUUUGUAGAGUUUUUGUUUUGAUCUUAUUAAUAUUGUCCCCGAGCUUGUGUUAAUUUAUUAUGUCUUAUGCGGACAUAUAUUUAUGGGUUACUGGUGGCUUAAGUUACAAGUAAUCUAAUUUUAUUGUUGGGUAAUUAAGUUUAUAGUUGUUCGUUU